UUUUAUAAAUUAUAAUCCCCCACAUGAACUUUCUCCAAUUUUAUAUUCACUAAUUCUUGGCUUUGAAAAUUGCAACCAACUCAUCUCUCUGUUUGUGCGUGAUAGAGAGAGAAAGCUAGAGAGAGAAAGAGGGAGUCCUUAAGAAUUAAGAUCUCUCACCGGAAGCCAGAGCAGAGCAAGGCAAAGAGCCUCCCUCUACUUCAGAAGCAGCUCUCCAAAUUUACCAUUUAUACCCAAAACCCAAGAAGCUAUACCACUUUAAAUCUGCUCCAGAGUGAAAUUUCUCAAAUGCCUCCCAACCCGCCCAAAUCCUCAGUCUUGAUCCACCGUGUUCACACCGCCACCUCGGCGACAUCGAACACGGCGUCGUCGCAGUACCAAAACCAAAGAGGAGGAGGAUCUGCUGCACUGCUACUCAACAACAAUAGUAAUAAUAACGGUAAGAAGCGGGCCACAGUACCGGAAGCCGUGGCGCGGCACCACACGCACGCGGUGGGGCCCAACCAGUGCUGCUCCGCCGUGACUCAGGAGAUCGCUGCGCCCGUGUCCACCGUGUGGUCGGUGGUGCGGCGCUUCGACAACCCGCAGGCGUACAAACACUUCGUCAAGAGCUGCCACGUCAUCGAGGGCGGCGGCGACGUGGGAACGCUGCGGGAGGUGCAGGUGAUAUCGGGGCUGCCGGCGAACAGCAGCACGGAGAGGCUGGAGAUCCUUGACGACGAAAGCCAUGUCAUCAGCUUCAGCAUGGUGGGCGGGGACCACCGGCUGUCGAACUACAGGUCGGUGACGACACUGCACCCAUCGUCGCGCGCGGGCGGCGGGACGGUGGUUGUGGAGUCGUACGUUGUCGACGUGCCGCACGGGAACACAAAUGAUGACACGUGUAUGUUCGUGGACACUAUUGUUCGAUGCAACCUGCAGUCCCUCGCUCAGAUCGCCGAGGAUUUAGCUAGAUGCAAUGCUGCUGACGACUAUUCAGGCAGUGGGCAGCUAGCUGCAUGGCUAGGUUCUCAAGAACAAGACCACUCGACCGACGUAUGCAUCUCACAGCACUGGCAUAAUUAGUUAGGAGUAAUAGUAAUGUAGUUUGUGUAUAUUCUUUGUGUAUUAUAUUUUGUAAUUUAGUUAAGAGGUAUUCAUCAAUUCCCUCUUUGAACUUAUGACCAUUAGCCAAUUUCUCCUCUCAA
Messenger RNA from Malus domestica (apple), 1187 nucleotides. Its product is annotated as abscisic acid receptor PYL4-like. The record is from RefSeq and is a predicted model, not a curated record. Gene Ontology annotation, cellular component: cytoplasm; nucleus. Gene Ontology annotation, biological process: abscisic acid-activated signaling pathway. Lineage: Eukaryota; Viridiplantae; Streptophyta; Magnoliopsida; Rosales; Rosaceae. Gene Ontology annotation, molecular function: protein phosphatase inhibitor activity; signaling receptor activity; abscisic acid binding.